UGGCAGCUAGCUAGCCAGUCAUUUCAACAUUCUUACACAAAUUAUCUGCAUUAUGCACUAGCAGGAAACCUGUCUGGAGAGGCGCAUGGGUCAACCAUCAAUGUAAAGCUCCGCUGUGACUCUGAGUGGUACUGCAACGAAAGCAAAAAGACUGCAACAUCAGUAGUAGGACAGAAGAAGCUGUGCUGUUGCAAGGGCUGAACAGUUAUUACCUUGAUCUAGUUGAGCAUCUGAGAGGCCUUCGCCGCAAGAUGCACGCAGCUACUUGCAGCGCUCGUUUAGGGCCUUCUGUCAGCCUCACAAAUUUAGGAUGCAAGAGGGGGUUACCUCAUCACAGGGGGGGGAGCGCCAGACUCCUUCCCAGACAGGGUAGGAUCAAGGGGAGAAACACAAAAUGCAGCAUGAGUAGAGGGGGGGACGAUGCAGAGGUGGAUGUUGCAGUGAUUGGGGGGGGGCCAGGAGGGCUAGCAGCAGCAUUUGCCCUUAUUGCAAAGGGCUUAACAGUUCGUGUGUACGAAAGGAGUAAGGCCGUCCAACAGGUUGGGGCACUCCUCUCGCUGUUUCCAAACGGCUUGGAGGCCCUUCACAAGAUCGACCCAACCACCUACGAAGCAGUGCUUGGAAAAGCGGAGCCUCCUUCCUCGAGUGUCAGAAUGGAUCCCCGAGGCACCCUUCUCGGUCCGCCCGGCCCGCACCCCUUUAGUGCCAUGGAGGGCAAGUACGGACACCCCUUUGUCAACAUUAUAUGGUACGAACUGACGGACGUUCUCCGCUCGAGGUUACCUCCAGGGACUGUUCAUCUAGGCCACCGCUGCGUGGGGUUUGAAGACGCCGGCGCGCAUGUUGCUGUGGAGUUUGAGAACCAAGCGACCGUGAAAGCGCGCAUGGUCAUCGGUGCAGACGGGGUGCGCUCUGUGGUCCGAAGUAUGCUGCUCUCCGAUGGGCCCCCGACUUACACAGGCAUCAUGAGCUGGCGUGGGGUGUUUGACUCGGAUGCAGACAUCCUGACCCCCAGCCGCCAAGCUUCGGUCACAAGUGGCACCGACAAAGGCGGGCCGGACAAGCUCUUUCUCGCUGUGGAUAUUCAGGCGCGGAAGACGGCGUGGGUCGCCUUCGUGCUUCAGGCAGAGGACCCGUCCGAAACACCCAAGCUUUCGGACGGUGCUGCUCAUCUGGAUCGCGUCCGAAGCCUCUUCUCGGACUGGGAGGCCCCUCUGCUGCACAGAGUCUUAGAUGCAACAGACAGCGCGCGUGUGUUGCCGCUCGGGAUCUUCGAGCGCUCCCCUGCUGACACGUGGAGCGGUGGGAGGGUGACACUUGUCGGCGAUGCGGCGCAUGCGAUGCAGCCCUGGCUGGGGCAGGGGACGAACUCUACCUUUGAGGACGUGCAUACGCUAGCAGAGUUGCUAGCGGCCGCUGGAGGGCCGAAAGUGUUGGGCGAUCGGUCAGCUGUUGUUUCCGUGUUGAAAGAGUACGAGUCCAGACGGAUACCGAGAACGAAAACCCUCCAAAGUUGGAGCCAGUCUACGGUGCUCCGGCCAUUGGAUCAACCUCCACCUCCACGAGCCACACAGUUCAUGAGGAGCGCCGAGGAGGAUGAUUGGAUGUAUACGUAUGACCACGCAGUGCUCACAAGUCUUGCGUAGGGAUGAAGCGGCAGGAGAAGCAUGCCGCACAGCCGCAACACGCCUUAGAGCCCAAUCCUAGCUUAACAAGAGCACGAUACAGUUCGGUCUCACCAGCUAUACAGAUGAGUCUAGGUAAACAUCAAAUCUGGGUAGACGUCAAUUCUAACACGUGAUGUGGGCAACGCUACGGUUCCUGACAUGAUCAAAAACGAGAUCAAUCAGCGCUUUCCUUGAUACGCGCACACGUCAAGUGGCACAUCCAACCAAGUUGCAUGCGCAGACCUAUCUUUUCAUAAGUGGCGUACGUAAGUGAUUCAAUUUAUCUCCUUGACUAAGACUUGUGUCUUCUUUAUGAAUUAUACUUACACGCAGAUGGUAGGGUGGAAAGAGCUUUCAAGCUCAACUCCUGAGUUGAAUACAAACAGGGCCAUGAAAAUUGCAGAAUGAUCUGCCCACCAAGAAGUGGGCACAGCGAAGCAUCAACAACGGAAAGGAAAAAGAGGAAACUUCUUGGUAC
Klebsormidium nitens is the source of this 2145-nucleotide messenger RNA. Lineage: Eukaryota; Viridiplantae; Streptophyta; Klebsormidiophyceae; Klebsormidiales; Klebsormidiaceae. The record is from the annotation of a GenBank genome assembly.